AUGUCAAAUCCAAAAGCUGACACCAGCAUGAGCUUAGACUCCAGCAGGAAGGGGCCCAAAAUGAGCGAGCCCACCGGAAAACUCGGGGAGAAGAAAAGCAUGGUCGGCCUCAAUGACAAGUUCGUCCAGUUGAUCGACAAGGUGAAGGAACUGGAGGAUGAGAAAAAGAAGCUGGAGAAGAAGCUAGAAAUCCUGAAGGGACAGGAGGACUACAGCGGGAACGUGGAUGCCAUCGUGAGGCAGGCAGAGAACAAUCUGCAGGAGAAGAUUGACAACUUGAAGAACGACCAGGAAAAACUGCAGGAAGAACUUGAAGACAUCACAAAGGAUGUGAAUGAUGCCAAGAAGAUCUAUGAGGAUGAACUAAGAAAGAGAACUGAGCUGGAGACUGAGUUCAUUGUUUCCAAAAAGAAAGUAGAUGAAGGACAUCUGCAUUUGGUAAACAAGGUUUUGGAUCUGGAAGACCUGAACAGAAAACUGGAGUUCCUCAGGGAUGGCUUUGAUGAGGAGAUCAAGGAGCUGCAGUCGAUGAUCAAGAAUGAAACGGUCAUCCUUCCCACGUCCGCCAAACGGUUUCUGGACAUGGACGACUACAUCAAGAACACAGAGGCGCAGUAUGCCACAUAUGCCGCUCGCGCCAGGGAUGAGGCGGAGCAAUGGAACCAGAGGAAGAUUGAGUCCUUGGUCCAAAGUACAGAGCAGAAGGAGCAGGAAGUCCGUGACCAAAAGAGGGAUAUCUCUGACCUCUUGCGCCAAAUCCAGAGGCUGACUGCUGAAUUGAACACUCUGAAAAGAAAGGAAGAGUCUUUGAGUCACGAAAUUGACGCAGCAAGAGCAGACGGCGACGGGAACAUGGAGAUGGCCAGAGAAACCAUUAGGAAGCUUGAGGAGGCCUUGAAGGCAAACAAGCAGGAGUUGGCCAAUUGGAUCCGCGAGUACCAGAAUGUGCUGAACCACAAACUGGCCCUGGACAUCGAGAUCGCCACCUACCGCAAGCUGCUGGAGGGCGAGGAGCAGAGAAUGGACAACUUUCAACACGCAGAUUACUAAAUGCAAACAACCAAUCCAAGUCCUUACUUGCACGCAGACGUUCACCCCCCAGAGAGGAAACACCCGCAAGAAGAAACACACCUGCCCGAAAGAAGUCACCUGCGAGAUCAACGACACCGGCGAGGGAAACCGCCAACAGUCGAGUCCAGCAUCGUCCCAAAACCAGACUUGAACCCAAACCCCGCGAGUACACAGGAAUCCCCCACCCCAUCUCCCAAGCGUGUGGUGAUCCGGGUGGAGGUGAAAUACGGAAAGCUUAUCUCUGAAAGCACCCAGUACACAGACUGAUUUUUCUGGGACUUCCUGCAGCCAAAUCCGCAAAAUGUGAAUUAAUUAUUUCCAAAAUUAAGCUAUAAUCAACCAUUUAAACCUCCUGAUGAAAUUAAAAGUGGUAAUCUCUCUUGCACGUCUUCUGGCAGUGAACGUCUGACUGCAGCUCGGUGGCAGGUUGAAUCUGUGCUUGAACUGGUUUACGUCAAGCCGUGUGUUUUGGAAAGCUUUUUUUUUUUCUUAUCUUUUGUUGGGAUGUGCAAUGCUCGUUGGGGCUUCAGUGUUUCCUUUCAUCUUCUCCUGUGUUAUUUCCUUCAGACAGUGAUGACCCAAGCGCUGAGGUUUUGUUUUUGUGAUGCAAAAAUAAAAAACUUCUAGCGUAAAGGUUUGUUUUUAUUUCAGGAUAAAUGGAUUUAUGGGUCCGAGCAUGUGGGAGUGUUUCCGUUUGCUUGAUUCCAAUCUUGCCAGUAUGAGUCAGGAAAUGUAGAUAAAAAUAAUAAGGAAAGGUUCUCAGACUGGUACUUAAAAGUUCAACAAUGUAUAUAUACAUACAUAUAUUGCUCUGUUUUUGGUACAUUGUCCUGCAGCAUUGCAAUGGUGCAAGUUUGAACUCCUCUGUUGGCUCUUGUGCUCAUGAGUCUCAAAUCUUUCAAAUGAAUCUAAAGUAAUCUGAUUUCAGGGUUUUGUGCUAAUAAAUUGACCUCUACAA
Molecule: messenger RNA, 2029 nt
Organism: Gambusia affinis (western mosquitofish)
Lineage: Eukaryota; Metazoa; Chordata; Actinopteri; Cyprinodontiformes; Poeciliidae
Product: intermediate filament protein ON3-like
Exons: 9
Coding region: 1-1050 (349 amino acids)
Source: RefSeq, a predicted model, not a curated record